AUUCUCCACUGAAGAGUUCUGUAAUUACUAAUCUGUAAAAAUGAUGAUAAUGUUCCUCUAGUAGGAUGCUAUUAAUAUAAGAAUCUCAAUACAAGCAAGUAAUUACUUAAAUUGUUAACUAAAAAUUUGUGGGUAGUCUUUUCUCUCAGUCAGAAGUGGAACUAUGGAUUGCCUGGGUGGCUCAGUCAGUUAGUUAAGUGUCUGACUCUUGACCUUGGCUCAGGUCAUGAUCUCAUAGUUCGUGAGUUCGAUCCCCAUUUUUUCAGUGGCCACAUUUUUUGAUAUUGGCCUAAGAAAUAACAUCUUAAACCCAGUAUUGCUUGAGGUGAUCAUUCUGGAUUUUAAACACCAGGGUUUAUGAACCAAUAACUUUUGUUUACCUUUAUAUCAGUGCUGAAUGUUUGAUAUCAAACAGACUAGAUAUGAAAUACACAUUAGAUAGGCAAAUAUUUAAACAUUCUCUGCUAUCUCUCAGCCAUACCAGCCUCCUUUGUUGGUCUUGGAAUAUUUCUAUUUUGAAAUGGGAAUAAAUUUUGUUAUGUACCAGCAGACCAUGGCUCUGCUUUUUUGUAGGCUGCUCUUAGAGACACUAGGAGGAAUUGACUGGGCUGUCUCUAUUAUUUAGUGAUAAGUGUCUCUGAUUAAUUUGCUAAUUCACUUCCUUAUUAUUUCUCUAAAUAAAGGUUGGUAUUGAAAAUGUUUUGAGGGAUGAUGGAAUUUUAGGUUUUUUUUAUAUAAAAUGAAGUAUAAAAAUAACUGCUAUUUACAGAAAUCAAGUUAUAAACUUUUAUGGUAGUACCAGUUUUUUAAAAAUGCAAGUUUUAUAGGUGGCCAGUAUUAAAUUUUAUCCUUUUUCUGUACCUAACCCAGCAAAUAUGAUUAACUGAUUAAAAAUAAUGACUGUGGGGUUGCCUGGGUUGCUCAGUGGGUUAAGUAUCCGACUUCAGCUCAGGUCAUGAUCUCAUGGUUCAUGGGUUCGAGCCCCGUGUCAAGCUCUGUGCUGACAGCUCAUUGCCUGAAGCCUGCUUCAGAUUCUGUGUCUCCCUCGCUGUCUGCCCCUCCCCCACUCACACUCUGUGUGUGUGUGUGUGUGUGUGUGUGUGUGUGUGUGUCUCUCAAAAAUAAAGAUUAAAAACAAUUAAAAAAAAAAUGACUGUAGGAUGAGUAGAUGAAAAACAUAGCUAAACUGUUGAUUUAAAAAGUUGCUCACCAGAGGCUCACGGCUAAAAUGAGUGUUUUAGAGUUAUAUGGCUUCAGACUGUUAGGCACAGCACUGCCAUAUGAUCAGAUAAAAAUUUAUAUAAGAAAUUAUUUGAUAAAAGUAAAAAAAAAAUUUAAGAAAGGCAUUUGAGACACUAAAAAACAAAUGUAUCUUUAUUUGCAUAUGCAGACUCUAGUUCAAAACCCCCUUCUCAAAUGAGAGAAGUCUUUUCAUGUUAAUUUAAUAGAACCUAGAAAGACCAAUAUCAUUUUCCACAUUCUUAGUACUUACCCUGUUUUUAUUUUUUUCCCUUUUUUAAAGAUAAAAUUCACAUACCAUAAAAAUUCAUUUUAAGAUGUAAAAUUCAGUUUUUAAAAUAUAUUCAUGCUGCACCUUUCUAUCACCCCCCAAAAGAAAUCCCAUAUCCAUUAACACUCACUCUCCAUUCCCCCUUCCAACGAGCCUCUGGCAACCACUCAUCCAUCUACUUUAUGUCUCUCUGGAUUUGAUUUGCCUGUUGUGGACAUUUAAUACAAAUGAAAUCAUAUGAUAUAUACCCUUUUGUGUUAUGCUUUGUUUGUUUUUCUGUUUUGCCUUUUGUGGCAUGCUUUGACUUAGCAUAAUGUUCUGAAGGUUUAUCCAUGUUGUAGCAAGUAUUAGCAUUUCGUUCUUUUUAUAGCUGAAUAAUACUCCAUUGUAUGGAUGGAUAUACCACAUUUGUUUCCCUUUAGUUCUAUAGUUCCUUCUCCUUCUCUCGUUGUUAAACUGUUAGAAUCUAUAGCCACCCUCCCUUCUGGAAAGGGACUGCAGAACAGAAAAAAUGAAAUAUAUAUUGUCUUAAAAGAUACUGUCCAAGAAUUUGAUUUAUCAAAUCUUUGUACAUACUAUACUGAUAGCAUAGCAUAUGACACAUUGAGUCAUUUAGUAAUAGUUUGAAGAAUAAAUGAUUUAAUUAAAGGAAUCCCAAAUAUAGUCAGUUAGACACUUAUUUAAGUUUGGGAGGUUGAAUUAACCUUGCAAAACAGGAAUGAAACUUAAGGUCACCUUUGAAGUUUUAACAAAGCUAUCCUAAAAUGAAAUUGAAUAAUACUAAGUAGAAACAGAUAACACAUAUAAAAGCAAUAUAUUUUCUAUAAUGGGUAAAACUAUUUGGUACCAAAAGAGCAGAAAACAAAAACUUAAAAAGUUAAGAGUCAAAAUUCCAGGACAAGAAGGAUAUGUGAAAAAGUCAUCUAUGCAUGUAUUUUCCAUCGAUUAUCAAAUCUCAUAGUUGUAAUUUCUAAACAACUAUUUUAUAAGUAACUCUUUCCAUUAUGAGGGUAGGUCUGUAUUUUGUUGGAAGUGUUUCAGUAUAAUUUUUACCCUAUAAUCACUCUCACUUUAUUCUCUGAGAUUUCAUAGGGAAAACUAAAUCAUAAGUUCACUUGCUAGUACCUCUGACAUUUCAGGACAAUUCCUGAUUCAUGGAUCCUUUCUCAUUGAGACCCAUCAUUUUCAGUUUUUAGAACUACAGGUUUCCCUCACUGUCCACAAACAGAGCAUUCCCUUGAAGUCUUUUGUAAGCUGAAAAGGCAUAAAAGGGAAGGAGUAAUUAUUAUUAAUAUAGAUUCAUAUUAAAUUUUUUGAGCAUUCUCAGACUCCAAUUAUAACCUCUUUUAAGAUUUUCUAAUACCGUAGGAUAUAUCUUGCUAACAGAUGCAUAAAAUAAGUUAAAGCGCAGAUGUUCACAGGCACAAUUUAAAGCUAUGGUGUCUUGAUGCUAAAUGUAGCUCCCAGGGGAAGGAGCUCAGCUUUGCCACUCUUGCUUUGAUGGCUCACUGCAAAACAGGCCCUGAAAUCUACUUUUGCUUUUUUUCAUAAAAGCAAAAAUCCUUUUUGGAUUUCUUUUGGUUAGUGAAAACAGGUACUCAUGUAGGUCUUUCAUAAAAGCAAAGUGGUGUGGGGCACCUGGGUGGCUCAGUCGGUUGAGUGUCUGACUCUUGAGUUCAGUUCAGGUCAUGAUCUCAUGUUUGCUGAGUUCGACCCUGCGUCAGGCUUGGAGUUGAGUGUGGAGCCUGCUAGUGAUUCUGUCUCUUCCUCUGCCCCUUGCCUGCUUGUCCUUUUUCUCUCUCUAAAAAACUGAAAAAAAAAAAAAAAACAAAACCAAAAAAACACAAAAAACCAAACUGUCAUAAUGUAAACUUUCCAAAAGCGGGGGAUACCUGUUCCUUUGGAUUUCUUGAGGGAAUGUGUAACUGGAAAAGGAAAGUGCUCAGCAGUUGUUUCCUUUGACCUAGAAGAGACUAAACAGGAAGAAGAAUCAUAAUUGGAGAUAAAGAACUUGAUAAGGUUAUAAGACAUUGCAAAGGCCUGGUAGAGGUUUGAGAUUCUGUCCGUUAAGAUACUUUGAGAAGAGAUUAAGAUAGCAGCUACCAGAUUUGAAUGAUUUAAUUCAGUGACUGUCACUCUUUUUACCAGGACGCUUUAUAAUCAUAAAAAUUAUUGAGGACCCCAGAAAGCUUUUGCUCACUUAUGUUAUAUCUAUUUUACUGUAUUAGAAACUAACACAGUCUUAUAAUGUAAUAACAUAAUAAGCCCAAUAAUAUGUUGACAUCAAUAACAUUUUUAUAAAAAAAUGUUUUUGUCCAAAACUAAUUUUAAAGAUUUAGUGAAAAGACAGCAUUUUUACAUUUUUGCAACCAUCUUUAAUGUCUGGUCAGCAACAAGACAGCUGGGUUCUCAUGUCUGCUGUAUGAAAUCUGUUGCAGUAUUUUUUUUUUUUUAUUGAAAUGUAUAAAGAAAAGCUGGCCUCACACAGAUAUGUCAUUGGAAAAGAGGUACCUUGUCUAUCCCCUGAAAGAGUUUUGAAUACUACACUUUGAGAGUCUCUAAUUAGAUCUUUGCUAUGCAAAGUGUAGUUCCCCCACCAGCAACAUUGACAUCCCAGGGCACUUGUGAAAAAUGUAAAAUUUUCACUUCAUCCCAGACAGCUCAAAUCAAAAUCUGCAUUUUACGAGUUCCAAUGGUGAUUCAUAUGUACGUUAAAGUUUGAGAAGUAUGAGCUGGAACAGUGAUCACCUGACGUCCCUUCCAGUCCUGUGUAACAUAGACUAAAUAAGAUAAUGCCAAAACGUUAUUUGAAAAUAAUUAUUCCAUCAUUCAUGAAAUUUUUUUACUAGCAUUAAAAGUAACCAGACUGAUUUAGAAAUUUUAUCCUACUUAAUUGCAUUUUUUUUCCUGACUUAUUGAGGAGUUGCUUUUUUACUUUUUUAUUUUAUUUUUUUACAGAGAGCAUAUGAGUGGGGGAGAGGGUCGGGGUCAGGGAGUAAUGGGGGGGGAGAAUCUCAAGCAGGCUCUAUGCUCAGUGUGGACCCCGGUGUGGGGUUCGAUCCCACAAUCCUGGGUUCAUGACCUGAGCCAGAAUCAAAAGUCAGACACUCAACCAAUUGAGCCACCCAGGUGGCCCAGGAGUUGCUUUUUUAAAAAGCAAAAUAAUAAGUCAAGCUGUGGAAGAGAUGGAAUAAAAAGCUUGAGAAGUUCUUUAAGUCAGUGGAGCUGUGUUAGGAUUCUUAGUUUCUAGCGAUACUGCAGGCAUUCACUUGUGCUUUAUUUUUCCUCUCAGCUGUGAGAAUUUAGUUCUGUAUUAUCUACAGUCCCUUAUUCUGUCCUGUCAGUCAUUAUAUUUCUUAUCUGGGAAAUGCUGUCUUGAUUUCACCAACCUCCAUCUGUAUCUUCUGGCUUCCAAUUAAGAAUAACAUCAUCCAUGUCCUUUUUUAGUUUUCUAAAAUUUUUCUCAUGUUUUGAGUGCUGAGAUAAAUGUGAGGAUUGAAGUAAAUACAUAGAUUAUAUAAUGAUUUAUAUAAUUAUGUAAGCAAUAAUGAUGACUCUUGUGUUGAAAUGCACCCUGAUUGUUAAGUCUGCUUUGGAUAUAAAUUUAACUAAUGUUUUAAAGUGUAUGUUAGCAUCAGUGCCUAACUAUUGGUCAUUUAAUAAGGAAGCAUGUUGGUUAUCUAUUCAGAGCUCAUAGGGCUCCCUGAUGCAAAUCCCCCACCACCCCUACUAAUGCCUUACCACCACCAUCAGCCAGUGCUCCUGCCACUCCAUAUUUCUGGUUUCCAUCCCAGAUCUACUAUGUAUACCUUAGUAUAGUCAGUAAACACUGAAAUAGUAAUUACAGUAAAGAAGGUGGAUUUCAUAGACAUAAAGAAGUAGGGGAUUUUGAUCUCCUUCCAGAGGGUCAGAGACAGUGUUCCAGUAAAAAUAUGUUUAAGCUGAGAACUUUAGUGGCCUAUUGUGACAGAGGUGGUGAAGCAAAUUUUGUAUGAAGUAAUUAUCAGUAGCUUCAGCUCCUUGGCACUCUUUAUCAGGAAUAUUUUAGGAUUUUUGGAAGAAAGUCAUGCCAGUAUCAUUCUCCUCUAUAUUCCCAUCAUACUCUACCUCUGUUUUAUUAAUAUAAUAAUUAUUAUGUUGAUAUUAACUAUUGUUCCUCCCCUCCCCCAUUAGAACUGAGCCCCUCAAGGACAGGUUUCUUUUUUCCUCUUAGAGAGCAAUUCACUACUACAUGUCUGACCCUGCAGUGGUGCACUGUCAUACAAGUAGUGGGUGACAGCAGUGUAAAUAUUAAUAAAUAAUACAUCAUUUGUGCCAGGCAUUGCAUCAAACACUUUGCGUAUGUUACAUAGCUUAAUUCUUCCAGUAACCUGGGGGUGGUAAAGAGUAAAUGCUACUAUUAUCAACAUUUUGUGAAUAUAGGUCUGAAGCCCAGGAAGUCUAGCCCAAGAUUACAUAUUUAGAAAAUAACAGAGCAUUCUGUUAUUUUUGUUAUUAUCUGAUUCCAGAUCCCCUGCUUAUAUCAAAAUGCUGCAUCAAAUCCAUAAAUGUCAAUUACAGUGUCAAAUCUGUGACCUAAGGGUAUUUAAACUUGUCUGUGUAAGUGCUGAUGUGGAGGGGGUAAAUAUAGACUGUGGUUUAGUAAUUACAUUCUAUAGUGCACUGAUAAUAAAUUGUUGCAUGUCAUUGUUCUGUACAUGCAGUUUAUUCAGGUCUGUACUUGAAAUAUUACUUGCUCAGAGAGGCUUUCCCGAAAAUAUUUUUUAGUGUGCACACACUUCUAUCCCCUGAUGGUUUUAUUUUUCUUCAUGGCUUUUGUCACAGGUUUAUAGUAUUCAUCUGAAGCCCCAGUUAGUAUACAAAUUCUAUGAAUUGGAGAUUUUAUUUGACUUGUUCGUUGGUUGUAUUUGUAGUAUUUAGAGACUGGCAAGUCAUAGGCACUCAGUAUUUGUGAAAUGAACACACGGAUACAGAACUGUAGAGAGUGAAACCCAAUUUUACGUUGCCUGUGGAGGAACUGGGCUCUGGAGUUGGGUCUCCUUGAGUUUAAAUCCCAGCAAUGUCCUUUCCUAGCUGUGAUACUUUGGGCAAGUUAUUUAACUAAUCUGAACCUAAGGGGUUUAUGAGGAUUAAAUGAGUAAUGUGUGUAGAACAUAACAAAGUGCCUGACAUGCAGUUAUCAAUCAGUACUUAGUAGGUAUUGCUGUUAUUAUCGUUAGCAUCGGUAUUACAUACUUAGUAGUGAAUUACGUUCUCUCAUUCCAUUCUUUAUCCAGUGACAUUCAGUAAAUCACAGUUAUAAAAUGUGUUUAAUGAACUUAAAGUCAAGUUUUUUUUUUAAUUUUUUUUUUUUAACGUUUAUUUAUUUUUGAGACAGAGAGAGACAGAGCAUGAACGGGGGAGGGUCAGAGAGAGGGAGACACAGAAUCUGAAACAGGCUCCAGGCUCUGAGCUGUCAGCACAGAGCCCGACGCGGGGCUUGAACUCACUGACCGCGAGAUCAUGACCUGAGCUGAAGUCGGCCGCUUAACCGACUGAGCCACCCAGAUGCCCCUAAAGUCAAGUUUUAGAAUGAAUGAGCUAACAUUUAUUUGUUAUUUUGCUUCUUGCCAAUAAUCUUGAAAGUGCUUUGCAUAUACUAUCUUAUCUUUAUCCUGGUAAGUAGAUAAUAUAUUCAUUUCACAGAUAAGAAAAUAGAAUCACAGGUUAAGCAUUUUGUCCCAUGGACAUGCAGGAGAAAUAAUAAUAAUAAUAAUAACAAUAAUAAUAAUAAUAAUAAUAAUGGUGGUAGUGGUUGUGGUGUCAGAAAUCAAGCAUCACUAAUAUGACAAUAACAGACCUUAAAGUUUUUUCUUUACUUGUUUUUUAACUUUUUUUUUAGACCUCGAGGGAAAAACAUCUGAGAGUAAGGAAAUUAGGGUACAUGGACAGCAUAAGACUGAUAUAGCAUGUUUUAGCCCUGUAUAGAGAGGUUCACAAUACCUCGUUUAAAGGAGAAAAACUUCAGUUGUCUUGAAAAUCUGCCAUUGGUAAUGAGAAAAUCCAAAUAAGAGUAAUGAGCACAAUUUUUGUCUGCUAUUAAAAGAAUAGAAACUACAGUAAGCAAUGUCGUCAGUUUUUUUUUUUAUAUGAAGGAUAGUGCACUUGAGGUUGGAGCCAUACACAAGCUUUCAUGAAUCCGGAGAGUAAUGAGCCUUGGGGAAUCAUGAGGUAAACUAAUUUCCUUUGAUAGAGCUAGGUAGAUUUUGUAGGAAGUUUGAAGAGGUUUGUUUUCCAAUGGGAUCAUAAGGUAUGUUCAAAUUCCUGUAAACUAAUGGUUCAUACCAAUAAGAAUCUGGCUGAAUCCAGCCUCAUAACAACCAAGUUAGAAAUAAUGGGGAUUUUUAAUUACUUUGUUUGUGUAAUUUGACUUUGUCACUGAUUCCAUUAGCCAUUGGAUUGCAAGAUUUGAACAUUCUGUCUGGGAAAAACAGAACUAAAGCAGUUAGGGUGAAAUUCCUUUUACUUUUUUAUAUAACAGAUUACAAUUCACCCCACCUUUUUUUUUUUAACUGAAACAAGUGAUUCCUGAUUAGAUAGUGUUUGAAAAGUUGAGGAAAACUGUAUGUUUUUCUUUAGCAGCUGGAAUUUUUAUAGUAAUGCAGAGAUCUAAAUCCACUGGAAUUAGCUGACAUGAUUCCUUUAUAAAUUUUAUUCGUGUUUCCAUCCAGUAAAUUUGGAUUCUGCAUGUAAAAGAAACCUAUGUGUAUCAUGGGCUAUAUCUUGGGGACGUUUUGCAUGAUUUUCAGAGGCAUUUCAUUAUUCUGUGAUUUGAUUAAAAUUAAAGCUUCUUAAUCAGAUUGUUAUUCUUAAACCAAAGAGUUCUGAGUAUCAUUCUUAAUGUUUUAGGUACUAAGGAACUUGGGAAAUCCUUAUUUCAGAAUUUCUCAAAAAAGCUGUUUUGUUUUUUUUAUAUUUGCUGAAUGUUGCUGUAUAAUUCACAGGGCAUUAGACUAUAGAAUAAAAACUGCUAGAAUAUAGAAUGAUAGUUUCUAUACUUAAGUAUGUUAUAGCAAUAUUGAGUUUCUUGGUAUCUUAAAAGUAAUUUACAUGCCAAAAGAUAUAUAGAUACUUUGUAAUUGCUACCUUCUCAUUAUAUAUGAUUUGUAGUAUACCUUGAAAGAAGUGUAGAACUCAGUUGGCUAAAAAAAGUGGGGAGUAGUAAGAGUAUUCUUAUUAGUGAAAAUGUGCACUAAGUAUUUGGUGAACAAGUAACCGGUUUGACUGGACUUAUUUUGGGGAAGAGAAGAGUAGAGAAGAAGGCGGAAGUUGGAUUGUGAGGGCUUUUCACACCAGAUCAAGAAAAUUUAAAAAACCGGAACAUGGGCUAGAAGUAACAUUGAACUAGGCAUUGUGGAAUCUGGAUUCUAGGUUUUGCUUUACCAUUGACGACGAGGCCGUUACCCAUAAAAACCGAUUCUGUUUUAUUCUAGGUGCUAAAGAUGAUACAGUGUAUCUGGCAGGUGUCUAAUAAGGACUAGAGUGGACUAGACUAGAUACUUCAUAGAUGCCAGUUGAAUUAAUGAAUUGAUUCUAGCUUUGAUAUGGCAUUAAUCUCUCUGGGCCAAAAUGGUCUCAUUUGAAUAAGGAGGACCUCUCAGAUUCUUUCUAGAUCUGUGAUCCUAUGGCAGUCUUGUAGAUGUGGAGAACUAUUAACCAUUUUUGAGUAGUGUAAUGUGAGUUAAAUGAUGUCAAGUGACUGGAAAGGGCUAAAUGUCAGAUGAUUAAAUGAAGCCAGAUGGUUGAUCUGGUCACAAUAUAAAAUACAAAUUGGAGAUGGAGAGAAUAGAAACAAUGAAGCCCAUCUGAAAUUGGUUAAGUUUAAAGAGGUGAGGUGUUAAUAAUCUGGACUUUGGUGGUCACAGUUGUUAUGCAAAAGAAGCAGUGAUUUUGAGAGGUAACAAAGAAAUUAGCAAAAAUCUCAUUUUGCCUGGCCAGAGAUCUUUGACUGUUGGAAGGACAGUAGGAAUACUAGUAGCAGAAGUGUUUACCAGUUGCUUUAAACAUUUAUCUUUGUUUAAAGAGCUCAUAGAGAAUAAUAAUACUUAAGUAUUUUGAGAGAAGUAAGCAUCCAAGAAUGACUAAGUUUUCUGUUCUGGAUCAUGGAAAUAGUGAUGAUACCACUGAAAGAAAUGAGGAAAUUUAGAGAAAAGCACUGACUUAAUUAAAGAGAAAGAAGAAUUAGAGCUUAGAUGUAAACUCUUGUACAUAUAUGUGAAUGAUAUUUUUAUUGUAUAUGUUGAAAACUCUUAUUUUGAUAUAUAGAAAAGACUGGUCUAGAUAUUUGUGCCUGUAUUAUACCUCUGUCCAAAAAAAGUGAUCUCAUUGUGGUUUUGUGUGUUGCCCAGCAGAAUUUUAAAAUCCAGGUAACAAGUCACCUGUUUUCUAGCUCUUUCAUUUUCAUUUAGCUAGCAUAGUCCUAAGCAAGCUUACUCUCAAACAUUUAAGUUAAAGGUAAUGCUGGACCACAUUACUGUAUUUCUGACUAAUACCUGACAUUCUAAACUACCUAGUUAGUGAUGAAUUGUGUUGAGCCAAAGAUCAAUAACAACUAGUACUUUGAAUAGGACUUUAUUCUGUUACCCAUUAUAACAGUGCAAUGAAAGUGCUUUUUCUACCAUCUUUGUUAGUGACAUGAAGAAAAACCUUUCCUUAAUCACUAAGUCAAAGUAGUAGUUAUGUGGGUCCAUGAGAUCUUCCUGGAAAAUGGGAAUAUCUUUAGGUUUAUAUGCAUGUUGAGGCUUUUAAUAAAAGGGAAGGGAGAAGAGUAAAUUUUUACCAUUUCCAUGUACUAAUUCACAGCCUUUUUUUUUUUUUUUUAAUGUAACAUAAGAGAGUAGUAAGGCUUUAAUAUCACCUCUUUUUAAAUUAGGUAAACAUUUAAAACUAGGUAAUUAUUAUCCACAGUUUUCGAGUGAGUUUAAGGGAUGUGGUCCAGGUCCCACACACAAACCUGGUGUAUGAGAAGUUGACCUGAGAACCCAGCCCAGUAUCAUGAUUUCCUUCAACAGUGUUCUUUUGGCUACACAUUCAGAGUUUAUGUUUUGGUUGUUGAACUCAAUCCCUAUUUUCAUUUAAAAGCAUAGUUCCAACACGAUGAGGGGUGAGAGAGUGUUUAGAUAAAUAGAUUUCUAGUGUGGGUUUUGAUGUCAAGGAGGCAGAACCUGUGGAUAUAAUGGGUGGAGCUUUGAGCAAGUAAAAAUCUUAUUUUGCUUGUCCUAGGUUCUGUUGCUUUUAGAGGAGAAACAGGAGGUGCAGAAGCAGAAGAGUUUCCCUGUUGUUCAGCCUGUAGCUUUGUUUAAAGGGCCUAUCUAGAAUAGUAGAUUAUUGGCUAAGCAGAGCAAACGGAGAAUUGGAGAGUCUGAGAGUUGGAGAAGCAUGGCUAGUGUUAAACAAGAAUCUAUGCUUCGAUCUGACUUUGAUGUCUGCCUUACUUAUGCUGUAGGCUAACUUACUCUGUUAAUUUAGGUCUUAUCAAUUUCCUCUCUUUUCCUCUAACUGUAACAAGUGUAUUUUGCCUUUUGUGAUGGAUUUUACAAAGAAAGACUUCUGCUCAGUGUUUGUCAUCGUAAAUUCUCAUUGUUGCUGCUGCCCUCAAAAGGAUUGUGUAAAUGAGGGAGUGAAGCCUGCCAGUUUUGACAAAGUAGCAAUUCCUGAAGUGAAGGAAAUUAUUGAAGGAUGCAUAAGGCAAAACAAAGAUGAAAGAUAUUCUAUCAAAGACCUUUUGAACCAUGCCUUCUUCCAGGAGGAAACAGGGGUACGGGUAGAAUUAGCAGAAGAAGAUGAUGGAGAAAAGAUAGCCAUUAAAUUAUGGCUACGUAUUGAAGAUAUUAAGAAACUAAAGGGAAAAUACAAAGACAAUGAAGCUAUUGAGUUUUCCUUUGACUUGGAAAGAGAUGUGCCAGAAGACGUUGCUCAAGAAAUGGUAGAGUCUGGGUAUGUCUGUGAAGGUGAUCACAAGACCAUGGCAAAAGCCAUCAAAGAUAGAGUAUCAUUAAUUAAGAGAAAACGAGAACAACGGCAGUUGGUACGGGAGGAACAAGAAAAAAGAAAGCAGGAAGAGAUCAAUCAGAAACACCAGGUAGAACAACAAUCAAGUACUUCCCAGGCAGGAGUCAAACAGAUCCCAUCUGCUAGUACUGGCAUGCCUCCUGCUUCUACCACAUCAGCUUCAGUUUCUACACAAGUAGAACCUGAAGAACCUGAGGCAGAUCAACAUCAACAACUACAGUACCAACAAACUAGUAUAUCUGUGUUAUCUGACGGGACGGUUGACAGUGGUCAAGGAUCUUCUGUCUUCACAGAAUCUCGAGUGAGCAGCCAACAGACAGUUUCAUAUGGGUCCCAACAUGAACAGGCACAUUCUACUGGCACAAUCCCAGGGCAUACAGCUUCUGUUGUCCAAGCACAAUCUCAGCCUCAUGGGGUAUAUCCAUCCUCAAGUAUGCCUCAGUCCAUGGCGCAUCCGUGUGGGGGGACCCCAACAUACCCAGAAUCACAGAUAUUUUUCCCAACUAUUCAUGAACGUCCAGUUUCUUUUUCACCACCUCCCACCUGUCCACCGAAGGUGGCCAUUUCCCAGCGGCGUAAGAGCACCUCCUUCUUGGAAGCCCAAACUCGCCACUUCCAACCCCUGCUGAGGACUGUUGGCCAAAAUCUUCUUCCACCUGGUGGCAGCCCAACUAACUGGACACCAGAGGCCGUAGUUAUGUUGGGCACUACAGCCAGUAGAAUAACUGGAGAGCCAAGUGAGAUACAGGUCCAUCCUAUGUUUGAACCAACUCAAGUUCACGGUGACUAUAGACCUGGACUAGUACUUCCAGAAGAAGCUCACUAUUUUAUUCCUCAGGAACCAGUGUAUCUAGCUUACCAGGCCCAGGUGACAGAACAGUAUGAGGGUAUUCCAUACAACUCACCAGUACUGUCAAGUCCUAUGAAACAGAUACCUGAACAGAAGCCAGUACCAGGGGGCCCUACCUCAAGUUCUGUCUUUGAAUUUCCAUCUGGACAGGCUUUCCUGGUAGGACACCUUCAGAAUUUAAGAUUAGAUUCUGGAUUGAGUCCAGGAUCUCCCCUCUCUAGUAUUUCUGCACCUAUCAGUACUGAUGCUACACGUUUGAAAUUUCACCCUGUCUUUGUUCCUCAUUCUGCGCCCGCUGUGUUAACUCAUAACAAUGAGAGCAGAAGCAAUUGUGUAUUUGAGUUUCAUGUUCACACUCCAAGCUCCUCUUCGGGAGAAGGAGGAGGAGUCUUGCCUCAGCGUGUUUACCGAAAUCGACAGGUUGCAGUGGACUUCAAUCAGGAAGAACCACCUCCUCAAUCAGUUGGAUUACAUGGCCGCCUACAGCCUGUGACUGAAGAACAGCGUAAUUACCAUGCCCCAGAAUUGACCGUUUCUGUGGUAGAGCCUAUCGGACAGAACUGGCCAAUAGGAAGCCCAGAAUAUUCCAGUGAUUCCUCACAAAUUACUUCUUCAGACCCCAGUGAUUUUCAAUCACCUCCCCCUACAGGGGGAGCAGCUGCACCUUUUGGCUCUGACGUCUCAUUACCCUUUAUCCAUCUGCCUCAGACAGUGUUACAAGAAUCCCCACUUUUCUUCUGUUUCCCCCAAGGAACCACAUCUCAGCAGGUUUUAUCUGCCUCAUUUUCUUCAGGAGGAUCUGCACUCCAUCCACAGGCACAGGGGCAAAGCCAGGGUCAACCAUCCUCAAGUAGCCUAACAGGGGUUCCAUCUUCCCUGCCCAUACAACAUUCUCAGCAGCAGCAGGGAGUACAGCAGACUGCCCCUCCUCAACAGACAGUGCAGUAUUCACUUCCACAGACAUCAACCUCCAGUGAGGCCACUACUGCACAGCCAGUCAGUCAGUCUCAGACUCCACAGGUCUUGCCUCAAGUAUCAUCUGGAAAACAGCUUCCAGUUUCCCAGCCAGUACCAGCUAUCCAAGGCGAACCUCAGAUCCCAGUUGCGACACAACCCUCAGUUGUUCCAGUCCACUCUGGUGCUCAUUUCCUCCCUCUGGGACAGCCACUCUCUACUUCCUUACACCCCCAGUAUCCUGUCUCUCAAAUUCCCAUAUCAACUCCUCAUGUGUCUGCGGCUCAGACAGGUUUCUCAUCCCUUCCCGUUACAAUGGCAGCUGGCGUUAAUCAGCCUCUGCUCACCUUGGCCUCAUCUGCUACGGCAGCUGCGAUCCCAGGGGGACCAACUGCGGUUCCUAGUCAGCUUCCAACCCUUCUGCAGCCUGUGACUCAGCUGCCAAGUCAGGUUCACCCACAGCUCCUGCAACCAGCAGUUCAGUCCAUGGGAAUACCAGCUAACCUUGGACAAGCUGCUGAGGUUCCACUUCCCUCUGGAGAUGUUCUAUACCAGGGCUUCCCACCUCGACUGCCACCACAAUACCCAGGAGAUUCAAAUAUUGCUCCCACUUCCAGCGUGGCUUCUAUUUGCAUCCCUUCUACAGUCCUAUCCCCUCCCAUGCCGACAGAAGCACUGGCUACACCGGGUUACUUUCCUACAGUGGUGCAGCCUUUUGUGGAAUCAAACCUUUUGGUUCCUGUGGGCAGUAUAGGAGGACAGGUUCAAGUGUCUCAGCCAGCAGUGAGUUUAGCACAACAAGCCCCCACUACAUCCUCCCAGCAAGCAGCUCUGGAGAGUACUCAGGGAGUCUCUCAAGUUGCUCCUCCAGAGCCACUUCCAGUGGCACAGGCACAACCUACCACUUUGGUCUCUUCUAUAGACAGUGCACAUUCAGAUGUUGCUUCAGGAAUGAGUGAUGGCAAUGAGAAUGUCCCAUCAUCCAGUGGAAGGCAUGAAGGGAGAACUACAAAACGGCAUUAUCGAAAAUCUGUAAGAAGUCGCUCUCGUCAUGAAAAGUCCUCACGUCCAAAAUUGAGAAUUUUGAAUGUUUCAAAUAAAGGGGACCGGGUAGUAGAAUGUCAGUUAGAGACUCAUAAUCGGAAAAUGGUUACAUUCAAAUUCGAUUUAGAUGGUGACAAUCCUGAGGAGAUAGCAACAAUUAUGGUGAACAAUGACUUUAUCUUAGCAAUAGAGAGAGAGUCCUUUGUGGAUCAAGUACGAGAAAUUAUUGAAAAAGCUGAUGAAAUGCUCAGCGAGGACGUCAGUGUGGAACCAGAGGGUGACCAGGGAUUGGAGAGUCUACAGGGAAAGGAUGACUAUGGCUUUGCAGGUUCUCAGAAAUUGGAAGGAGAAUUCAAACAACCAAUUCCUGCAUCUUCUAUGCCACAGCAAAUAGGCAUUCCUACCAGUUCUUUAACUCAAGUUGUUCAUUCUGCUGGAAGACGGUUUAUAGUGAGUCCUGUGCCAGAAAGCCGAUUACGAGAAUCAAAACUUUUCACUGGUGAAAUAUCAGAUACGGUUGCUGCCUCAACAUCCCAUGGCGCUGGAAUGAACUUGUCUCAUUCUGCUUCAUCCCUUAGCCUACAACAGGCGUUUUCUGAACUCAGACAUGCCCAAAUGACAGAAGGGCCCAAUACAGCACCUCCCAACUUCAGUCAUACAGGACCAACAUUUCCAGUAGUACCUCCUUCCAUGAGUAGCAUUGCUGCAGUCCCAACCACAGCAGCAGCCACACCUUCAAUAUCAGCCCCUGCAACUAGCAGCCCUCUUAAUGACAUGUCCACAUCAGUAAUUCAGUCUGAGAUUCCAGUGCCCACUGAAAAAGGGAUUGGUGGAGUUGCCACCUGCACAGGUGUGAUACCGUCAAGUGGUCUCCCUGUACCUCCUAUAUCUGAAUCACCAGUAUUUUCCACUGUGGUUUCAAGCAUUACAAUACCUACAGUUGUCUCAAUAUCAACAACAUCCCAGCCAGUUCAGGCUUCUAUAUCUGGGAGUGUUGUUUCUAGCAUAGGCACUUUGCCAUCUAUACCAGUUUCAACGUUAGCCUCUGCUGCGGGCAGUGCUGCUGUCUCAGGUGCUAAGCCUCCACCUGUAGUAUCUCAACAAGCGACAGGCAGUACUUCUGGGGUAGCCACGUUAACAUCCAUUGCUGCCACCACUCCAUUCCCGAGCAUAGCUUCCCAGCUGCCUCUUCAGCUGAGCAGCAGCACCUCUGCUCCUACUCUAGCUGAAACAGUGGUGGUUAGUGCACACUCACUAGAUAAAACAUCUCAUAGCAGUACAACUGGAUUGGCUUUGUCCCUGUCUGCAUCAUCAUCUUCCUCCCCUGGAGCAGGAUUAUCUAGUUCUGUUUCUCAGCCUGGUGGGGUGCAUCCUUUGGUCACCCCAUCAGCUAUAGCUUCUACUCCUGUCCUUUCUCAAGCAGGAGGACCUACUUCUACACCUUUAUUACCCCAAGUACCUAGUAUCCCACCUUUGGUACAACCUGUUGCCAGUGUGCCUGCUGUGCAGCAGACACUAAUUCAUAGUCAGCCUCAACCAGCUUUACUUCCCAACCAGCCCCACACUCACUGUCCUGAAAUAGAUGCUGACUCACAGCCCAAGGCUCCUGGAAUUGAUGACAUAAAGACUCUAGAGGAAAAGCUGCGGUCUCUCUUUAGUGAACACAGCUCAUCUGGAGCCCAACAUGCAUCUGUCUCACUGGAGACAUCACUGGUAGUAGAGACCACUGUCGCACCAGGCAUCCCAACCACUGCUGUUGCACCAAGCAAGCUCAUGACUUCUACUACAAGUACAUGCUUACCACCAACAAGUUUGCCAUUAGGGACAACUGGUUUGUCAGUUAUACCAGUGGUCACACCUGGACAAGUUUCCACCCCAGUCAGCUAUGUGUCCGCCCCAGUCACCACUACGUCAGGAGUGAAAGCUGGAACUGCUCCAUCAAAGCCACCUUUAACUAAAGCUCCAGUGCUGCCAGUGGGUACUGAACUUCCAGCUGGUACUCCACCCAGCGAGCAGCUGCCACCUUUUCCAGGACCUUCACUAACUCAGUCCCAGCAACCUCUGGAAGAUCUUGAUGCUCAAUUGAGAAGAACACUUAGUCCAGAGACUGUUGUGGUGACAUCUACAGUUGGGCCUGUGUCCGUGGUGGCUCCAGCAGCAGUUACAGAAGCAGGAACACCGCCUCAGAAGGAUGUUUCUCAAAUCACAGAAGGUCCUGUCCUGGGAACUAGUUCAGGAACUGGUGUUUUUAAGAUGGGACGAUUCCAGGUUUCAGUUGCAAUGGAUGAUGUCCAAAAAGAGGGUAAAAAUAAGUCAGAAGAUGCAAAGUCUGUUCAUUUUGAGUCUAGCACUUCAGAGUCCUCAGUACUAUCAAGUAGUAGUCCAGAAAGUACCCUGGUGAAGACAGAGCCUAAUGGGAUCCGUAGCAUCUCAUCAGAUAUGCCAGAUAGUGCCCACAAAACUCCUGCCUUGGGAGCAAAGUCAGAAACUGGGCAGCCUACAAAGGUAGGACGCUUCCAGGUGACAACUACAACGAACAAAGUAGGUCGUUUCUCUGUAUCAAGAACUGAAGACAAGAUUGCUGAGGCAAAGAAAGAGGGACCAAUGGCAUCUCCUCCUUUUAUGGAUUUGGAACAAGCUGUUCUCCCCGCUGUAAUACCAAAGAAAGAAAAGCCUGAACUGUCAGAGCCUUCACAUCUGAAUGGGCCAUCUUCUGACCUGGAGGCCGCCUUCCUAAGCAGGGAUGUGGAUGAUGGUUCAGGUAGUCCACACUCCCCCCAUCAGCUGAGCUCAAAGAGCCUCCCUAUCCAGAAUCUAAGUCAGAGCCUUAGUAAUUCAUUCAACUCCUCUUACAUGAGUAGUGACAAUGAGUCAGAUAUUGAAGAUGAAGAUUUAAAAUUAGAGCUGCGAAGACUACGAGAAAAACAUCUUAAAGAGAUUCAAGACCUGCAGAGUCGCCAGAAGCAUGAAAUUGAAUCUUUAUAUACCAAACUGGGCAAGGUUCCCCCUGCUGUCAUUAUUCCCCCAGCUGCCCCUCUUGCAGGGAGAAGAAGGCGACCCACUAAAAGCAAAGGCAGCAAAUCUAGUCGCAGCAGUUCCUUGGGGAAUAAAAGCCCCCAGCUUUCAGGUAACCUGUCUGGUCAGAGUGCCACUUCAGUUUUGCACCCCCAGCAGACCCUCCACCCUCCUGGCAACAUCCCAGAGACUGGGCAGAAUCAGUUGUUACAGCCCCUUAAGCCAUCUCCCUCCAGUGACAACCUCUAUUCAGCCUUCACCAGUGAUGGUGCCAUUUCAGUACCAAGCCUUUCUGCUCCAGGUCAAGGGACCAGCAGCACAAAUACUGUCGGGGGAACAGUGAACAGCCAAGCCGCCCAAGCUCAGCCUCCUGCCAUGACGUCCAGCAGGAAGGGCACAUUUACAGAUGAUCUGCACAAGUUGGUAGACAAUUGGGCUCGAGAUGCCAUGAAUCUUUCAGGCAGGAGAGGAAGCAAAGGACACAUGAAUUAUGAGGGCCCUGGAAUGGCAAGGAAGUUCUCCGCACCUGGUCAGCUGUGCAUCUCCAUGACCUCAAACCUGGGUGGUUCUGCCCCCAUCUCUGCUGCAUCAGCUACCUCUCUAGGUCACUUCACCAAGUCCAUGUGCCCCCCACAGCAGUACGGUUUUCCAGCUCCCCCCUUUGGCACUCAGUGGAGUGGGACAGGUGGCCCAACACCACAGCCACUUGGCCAGUUCCAACCUGUGGGAACUGCCUCCUUACAGAAUUUCAACAUCAGCAAUUUGCAGAAAUCCAUCAGCAACCCCCCAGGUUCCAACUUGCGGACCACUUAGACCUAGAGACAUUAACCAAGUAGAUUUGGGGGCAGGAGAUGGAAUGCUGAGGGGUGGGCGGGAGGGGGGAAUGGGAAAGUAGCCUAUAUACUAACUACUAGUGCUGCAUUUAACUGGUUAUUUCUUGCCAGAAAGGAAUGUUUUUAAUACCGCUUAGAGCCCUCAGAAUUGAGAAUCUCCCUCCCCCUUCACCAUUUAUUGGAGUGGAACAAGAGGGAAAGAGCAGCUUUCUUGUGAUGGGGCGGUUUCAAACUAGGCUUUCCUGUUCUCUACACCCAAUAGCAAGGGCUAGGAAAGAGAAUCAUUUAUCAGAAAGCCACAAGAGAGCUCAGUCAGUGGAAAAACCAAACCCCAUCUGGAUUUUCAAGUGGGUGGAGCUCUAAAUGUUGGUACCCACCCCAAAUCCCUUAUUCCCUCAAGAAUCCAAACCACAACACAAAAAAACAAACAAAAAACCUAUUGGGCUCUCUCCUACCCUGUUCCCCCCUCCCUUUUUUUUCUCUUUCUUUGUUUCUUCUUUUGUUUCUUUCUUUCUUUUUGCUCUUUAGAACCCAGUGAAAAACACCAGGGGACUGAGGUUUCAACCCUUUCUUAUGAUAGGUCAUUAGUGCUUUUAAGCAAAUGAUAUUAGCAGCUUUGACUGCAGCAUUAGCAAUUAGGAAAAAAAAUUAAGUUCCCUGCGGACAUGUAACUUUGCCAUCAGUUUUGAUGUGGAAACACUGUGAUAUAUAAAUGUUGUUGGACAACAGUAGUUUUAAGAGUAAAAUACGAAAGGUUUAAAAAGUUGAAAAAAAGCAAGCUCUGUCCUUUACUUAUUGAGACACUUUAGCUUUUUUCCUUUGUAUUUCCAUUGUAGUAGAUAAAUAAAUGUGAAUGUAAGAUUGUAUAAAUUACUGUACUUGAAUACUUCUGUUCUCCCAGUAUUGCUUGCUGGAUAUUUUAGUGCCUUGGACUUCUACUGCUUCUGCCAUUAGCACCAACUUCUCAUCAGACCCCAAAUCAGCAGAGGGCGUGUGAAAGGAUAAUAGGUCCAUGUGACCCCAGCAGAGGAUUAUGCCAAAGGGAAACUGAAAGAGUAUUUUUUUUUUCUCUUAAGUCAUUCAAUUUUGUCUAGAGCAGGUGUAAGAUGAGCAGGGUGAGAAGUUAAGUUGACAUCAGUGGUUGAAAGCAGAAAGUUCUGUUUCAGGAACAGUGAGGAGGGGUUUCGUAACAAAAUUGGACAAUUUAAAAGAUUAAGGGUGGUGUGUGAUAAAUGAAGAAAAAGGAAGACUAAGAAUGGGAGAACAAACUCGUUAUGAAGAUAUGUGAUGCCUGGCCUGUGGGUGCCAUAAGCCUUACUUGAGCCAGGCUGGAACAGACAAGACCUAGUAGAAAUGGCUGAAUAUAAAGGGAGUGGGGGCUAGUUUUUAAGUUGGGAAACUGAUAGUGAAGAGUCACAGAUGGAGAAAGUUGCUCUAAGAAAAACUGUAUGGAUUGCUUUCCUCUUGUUGCAAAUGUCUCCUGCAUUUCCCAGCUUGGGGUACUGUAUUUUGUGGAAAGUGGACCCACAUCUGAAUUAAGCAUUGUAAGAAAGAGUGCUUAUUCCUACUCAUUUCCUAUGUGAUGUCCAGAUGGUUGCAGAAUCCUAAGUCUGUUGUGCCACCUCUUUUUCUAGAAUUGCAACUGAUAUUCUCACAUUUUCAUAUAAACAAAUACUCCCCUUAAGUAAUAACUGCAACCAAUCAGUAUUAUUUAGUGCUAUGCCUAGUUGUAAUGGGCAGUUCUGUUAUUUUCAGAGCUUUCAGGAAAUACUCCUAAUUGGCUAUGUUUAGAUCUCUGUUAUCUCUGAAGAUGGGGAAAGAAGCUAGAACUCUUACUUUAGGGGGUGCUUCUUUUCACCUGAGUUGGGAAAUUAACAUAGUGCUGAUCUCUGACCCACCUCAACUGGCACAUCCCAGGAAUCCCAAUAGGAAGAGCCUGGUUGGCUGUCCUGUCCUGCCGUUCCUUCAUGGGUCCUGUGUUAAGUUAGCCUAGGUCCCAAAGACGCAAAUGAGAGCUGAAGGUUUAGUUUAGGAAAGUAGAAAUUAACAGGGGUUCCAAGCCCUACUUCAAAGCUGUUUACUUAUUUAUUCUCUGCUUAAGAUCCUUGGGGAGAUGGUAAGAGUAAGAAUAGAACAAAGAAGGUGCUGAGUAAAUGAGAAACGGACCACCUAAGAUGAAUGAAACUAUACUUUCUACUGGAGGAACGAGGGAACCAAAUGCAGCACAUUAUUUUUUGUUAUUUUGGCUUAAUUUUGAGAUCUCUUCACUUACACACAAAAAGUAAGAACUGGUUUUAUUUACUGUUGAUUUUUCUUCCCUCCUGUGGAUGAAAUAACUGAAGCCUAGAGGAAUGAACUAGCGCUACUGAACUGUUUAAAUUAUUUUUGUGUUAAUAGUACACUUUGAGUAUCUUUUUCCACAUUACAAAAAUCUUUCUGAAUUAUAAAUGUUUUCCUUACAUUAUUUAACAAUGUACACUGUUUAGAAAAACAAACUAAAUUCAAACCUUGGGGGUUUCUCAGCAGCCGUUAAUUGUACAUUUUGCACUAACUCUGGGUGUUGCGCUUCUUGUAAGAUUGCGCUUUGUGCUUCAGUUUGUUACCUUUGUAGACUUAUUUAAUGAAACCAUUCAAAUAAACCAAACUUGCUUUUGUUGA
Messenger RNA from Panthera uncia (snow leopard), 20914 nucleotides. It is a transcript of the gene WNK1, whose product is annotated as WNK lysine deficient protein kinase 1. Gene Ontology annotation, biological process: monoatomic ion homeostasis; negative regulation of sodium ion transport; intracellular signal transduction. The transcript has 26 exons. The record is from RefSeq and is a predicted model, not a curated record. Gene Ontology annotation, molecular function: chloride channel inhibitor activity; protein serine/threonine kinase activity; ATP binding. NCBI's taxonomy places the organism in Eukaryota, Metazoa, Chordata, Mammalia, Carnivora, Felidae. The coding region runs from base 11076 to 18236 and encodes 2386 amino acids. Gene Ontology annotation, cellular component: cytosol; cytoplasm.